This is a messenger RNA of Poecile atricapillus (Black-capped chickadee), 2415 nucleotides long. RefSeq names its product gamma-aminobutyric acid receptor subunit gamma-4. The transcript is spliced from 9 exons. Bases 51 to 1415 code for a protein of 454 amino acids. Gene Ontology annotation, cellular component: neuron projection; dendrite membrane; GABA-A receptor complex. NCBI's taxonomy places the organism in Eukaryota, Metazoa, Chordata, Aves, Passeriformes, Paridae. Gene Ontology annotation, molecular function: GABA-A receptor activity; inhibitory extracellular ligand-gated monoatomic ion channel activity; transmitter-gated monoatomic ion channel activity involved in regulation of postsynaptic membrane potential. Gene Ontology annotation, biological process: regulation of postsynaptic membrane potential; chloride transport; synaptic transmission, GABAergic. The record is from RefSeq and is a predicted model, not a curated record.
GCGGGCUCACGGCCGCCGCCGCCCCCCGGGCCGCUGCUCGCCUCGCAGAGAUGCCCCGGACGGUGCUGCUGCUCUGCCUGGCCCUCGGGCCGGUCCUGCGCGCCAGGUGUGAGAGCACAGAGGAAUAUGAUUAUGAUUACCUCAGCAUCAAUAAAACCUGGGUCCUCACGCCCAAGGCACAGGAGACCGAUGCCACGCAGAUCCUCAACUCGCUGCUCAAGAACUAUGACAACAAGCUGAGGCCUGACAUUGGCAUCAAGCCCACGUUCAUUGAUGUGGAUAUCUACGUGAACAGCAUCGGGCCCGUGUCUGUCAUCCAGAUGGAAUACACCAUUGACAUCUUCUUUGCUCAGACGUGGUACGACCGGCGCCUGCGCUUCAACAGCACCUUGAAGGCGCUGACGCUGAACACCAACAUGGUGAGCCGCAUCUGGAUCCCUGACACCUUCUUUAGGAACUCCAAACGGGCUGAUUCCCACUGGAUAACCACUCCUAAUCAGCUCCUCCGCAUCUGGAAUGAUGGAAAAGUGCUCUACACCCUCAGGCUGACAAUCGAGGCUGAAUGUCUGCUCCAGCUGCAGAAUUUCCCAAUGGACACCCACUCCUGCCCUUUGGUUUUUUCCAGUUAUGGAUACCCUCGGGAGGAGAUUGUCUAUCGCUGGAGACGCUACUCCAUCGAGGUCUCUGACCAGCGCACCUGGAGGCUCUACCAGUUCGACUUCACGGGGCUGAGGAACACCUCGGAAGUCCUCAGGACUGGGGCAGGGGAGUACAUGGUGAUGACAGUGUCUUUUGACCUAAGCAGACGUAUGGGUUACUUUGCCAUUCAGACCUACAUUCCCUGCAUCCUGACUGUUGUUCUUUCCUGGGUUUCCUUCUGGAUCAAGAGAGACUCCACGCCAGCCAGGACAUCUCUGGGUAUCACGACUGUGCUCACCAUGACCACCCUGAGCACCAUCUCCCGCAAGCACCUCCCCCGUGUUUCCUACAUCACAGCCAUGGACCUCUUCGUCUCUGUGUGCUUCAUCUUCGUCUUCGCCGCUCUCAUGGAGUACGCCACGCUCAACUACCUGGUGGGAAACAAGAAACCGCUGGAGCACAGCCACAGGAAAGCCAGGCUGCCACCUGCCGGGGCACAGGUGAUGCCAACCUUCACCACCAUCAACAUCAACCACAUCAUGCACUGGCCCCCGGAGAUAGAGGAGGAUGAGGAUGAUGACCCCGGCUCCCCAUGCCUGGAGGGAAAGGAAUGUGAGAGGUUCUUUUGCUGCAUCGAGGACUGCCAGACGGGAAUGUGGCGGGAGGGGAGGGUCCGCAUCCACAUAUCCCGCCUGGACUCCUACUCCCGCGUCUUCUUCCCCACCGCCUUCCUGCUCUUCAACAUCGUCUACUGGAUUGCUUAUCUCUAUCUCUAGCCCUUCUUUGUCCUCAGCUGGGACGAACUGGGCACCAGCAAGAGGGGCUUCUCAAGGAGCACAGAUAGAGAACAGCGUCUCUCCUGUUGUAGUCAGCUGUCAGUCUGAACAACCCAACCUGGUGAUUCCCUCUUCCUGCUCUCUCAUCUCUUCUGAGAAGAACCAAACAGCUUUUUUUUAGCCUUCUAACAUAUCUUUUUAGAGAAUCUACCCUUCCCCAGACAACCUUCUCUCCAACACCACCAGCACUGUACUCCUUGUAAGAUUACCCAAAAACAUCCUAUUCCCAUCUCAGGCAUUAGGGAUUUUGUCAAAAACAAAAACCUUAAUGCGUUUCAUUGUUCCAUCCAAUCCUACUCUGAAAUUUCAAGGGAAGUGACAGCAAAUGGAGUUUUCUGCAUAAUUAUUAAGACUGCAAAGGAAAUAAAAUACAUCUUAGGACUUCUGCACCACUUCCACCAGAACGGACUUUGUGGGGUGCUAGAAGCCCAGAAAGGUCAGAAGGAAAUAGUGUGGAACAGGACAGCAGUGCAGCUUUCCCACAGUAGCUGGGUUUGGCUAAAACGUUUUGGGCCUGCCCAGACAUCUGAUGGUGGCACUGACGAGGAUGAAGUUGCUGCAAGCCUCCCCCAGCUCCCCGCAGAGUCUCUAUGAAGCAUUCCUCACGGAUCACUCCAGGACACCCACCCACUGAGGCACUGCUGAUUGCCAUCAGAUGCUGAUGAAAAGCACUUCACAAGCUGGAAGGGCCCACCUGCCUUACUGGAGCAGACUCUUCAGGGCCCACGGUGACAUUCCUGCUGUGUGACCAGGACUCGGAGCAGGCUCUGCACAGCCAAAAGAGGGAGGAAGUCCUGGUGAGAAAGGCCAGGAGAAGCCUCCUGAGCCUGUUGUGAGGUGGUUUUCUUCGGGCUGUGAAUCAGAGGGGCAGUGCUGUCCCACGCAGUGACUCUCAUUGAUGCCACCAGAUCUGCGCUGGGUCGUCGGAGCCAACCUGAGG